Dentiscutata erythropus is the source of this 390-nucleotide messenger RNA. The record is from the annotation of a GenBank genome assembly. NCBI's taxonomy places the organism in Eukaryota, Fungi, Glomeromycota, Glomeromycetes, Diversisporales, Gigasporaceae.
AUGAAACGCGCAAUUUUGUCGUUGUGUAUCCUAAUCACCGUAAUCGCCGCUCUCGUUACUUCCGCUUCGGUGGAUACAUUGAAUUAUGAACUUUCACCUCAAGAUACUGCGCCCGAAGGCCACGAAUAUCUUCCAACAGCUGAUGAUUCUCCUUACCAGCCAGCUUACCAAAAAUCUGAUGCUGAAGAAGUCCCAAGUGGAGAAGAUUCCGACAUCGGUGAUACUGAAGCUUCCCAAAAUUUGGUUGUGCACAGAAAAUUCAGAGAAUGUAUUUGGAGAUGUAGAUACACUUCAAAUAUUUGGACUACUUUUGGUCCUUUGAAACAAUGUGUUGUCAAAUGUAUUACUAUUGUUAGUCCAAGGGGAGGCGGAAGAAGUCCAACUUUUUAG